This is a messenger RNA of Chenopodium quinoa (quinoa), 1071 nucleotides long. RefSeq lists its product as uncharacterized. Lineage: Eukaryota; Viridiplantae; Streptophyta; Magnoliopsida; Caryophyllales; Amaranthaceae. The record is from RefSeq and is a predicted model, not a curated record. Bases 1 to 1071 code for a protein of 356 amino acids. The transcript has 2 exons.
AUGAGUAAAGCCUAUGACAGAGUUGAAUGGAAUUUUCUCGAAAAGCUCCUCUUAAAAUUGAGGUUUGUAGGAAGAUGGGUUGACACUGAGAUGGACUGUGUAACAACAGUUUCCUACUCUUUCAUUGCUAAUGGUGGUGUAUGUGGUUCGGUGACUCCAUCCCGCGGUCUUAGACAGGGAGACCCUUUAUCUCCUUAUAUAUAUAUUCUUGUUGCCAAUGCUUUUUCUGGUCUUCUGAGGAAAGCAAUGGUUGAUGAUUCUCUCCAUGGAGCUAGAGCUAGUCGUAAGGUUCCAGAAAUUUCUCACUUACUUUUUGCAAAUGAUAAUCUUCUUUUCGCAAGAGCUAACCGAAGAGAAUGCUCGAAAAUAGUUGAAACUCUCAACAUAUAUGAAGCAGCUUCCGGACAGAAAAUUAACUAUGACAAAUCGGAGGUCUCUUUUAGAAAGGGUGUUUGUACGUCGCUGCAAGAAGAAUUACUUGAGAUUUUGGCAAUGAGACGGGUGGAUUCUUACGAGAAAUAUUUAGUUAUUCCUACUAUUGUCAGAAGAUCGAAGAGGAUGGUUUUCAUGGCUUUGAAAGAUAGGAUAUGGAAGAAAUUGAAUGGGUGGAAAGAAAAGUUGUUGUUCCGGGCUGGAAAAGAAAUUCUCCUUAAAGCGAUGAUUCAAGCUAUACCCAAUUAUUUGGAGUCGAGGUUGGGCUUUGCUUCUAGCUAUUCAUGGCAGAGCAUUUGGUCUUCAAAAACUCUGCUAAAGGAGGGAAUUUUGUGGCGCAUUGGUGAUGGUGCUACUGUUAACAUUUUGUGUGAUCCAUGGAUUGGCAGUGGCACUAGCAGGUUCAUUUCCACUCCAAAAAUAGAUGCUUUUGAGAUAGUGGGAAAGCUAAUUGACCAGGAGAUAAGGGAAUGGAAUGUAGCUCUGAUUUCAAGCAUAUUUAAUGAUCAAGAUACUUGCUGCAUUCUUCCCAUUCCUCUGAGUUCUCGAUCCCUAUCAGACACGGUAACUUGGGCUUUUUCAAUGGAUGGCUUCUACUCGGUGAAAACGGCUUAUAUGCUUGGAAAAUCUUGCAAUUAG